This is a messenger RNA of Cotesia congregata, 1059 nucleotides long. The record is from the annotation of a GenBank genome assembly. Lineage: Eukaryota; Metazoa; Arthropoda; Insecta; Hymenoptera; Braconidae.
AUGACAGCAUCAUUUCUUGCAGCGUUUACUUGGCUCAAUGUAAUAGGAUACAACGGCAUAGUUUAUAUUAACCGUGAAAGCUUAGGACGUAGAAAGCGUUUCUUACUUUAUUCUUGCUAUGCUUGGGGUCUUCCAUUAUUUUCGUCACUGUUUAUCUUCAUGUUGGAUUCGAAAAAAUUUAUCCCCGACGAAUGGCUUCCUCACCUAGGAGAGACCACAUGUUGGAUUGGAGCACAAAAUGACAAUUUAGCAAAAGUUAUUUACUUUUAUGGACCACUUACUAUACUCUUGACGAUUAAUGUUAUAUUCUUCAUCCUCACUUUACGUAACUACAGUAGGGUUAAAGCGAGCAUUUCCAAAUUAUCAUCAUUCACCAGCGAUCAACUAGACAAAGCUACUAAAACUAAAGUAAGGAUCACCUUGAAGCUAUUCAUUGUUAUGGGCAUUACUUGGAUUUUUGAAGUAAUUGGAUUCUUCAGUAAAACUUAUGUAAUCAGUUUGAAUUGGCACGUUAUAAUUUUUACUGUGUUUGACAUGAUUAAUUGUCUCCAUGGAAUGUUUAUUUUUAUCUUAUUUGUGGUCAAAACUGAUGUUUAUCGCGCGUUAAUAAAAAAAUUCAACGGUCAUCGACCUCAUUUGCGAUUUCAUCGAAGAUCUCAAAAAACUAAUGACUUGAGGAAUAUUUUUAAAAAUUCAAGAUCUGUAAACUCAACCAGUACGCAAUUCCAUGGUUUAACUCAGACUCUUGUCACCGCAGCAAAUGGACAAAUUUCUGGAUCAAAUGUUUGUAAAAACUAUUUACUGCAAUCAGUUCAACCAAUUUUAAAUCAUACUUGUGGUCUAAAACACAAGGCUAUCCUUAAGCGUCGUUGUAAAGAUUGUUUUAUUUAUGCCAUCGAAGGAAGGUGGUUCGUCGGAUGUAAAACGUUUGGUAGACAUAAACAAGCUCAGAUUGUUAAAAAAGAAAAAAAUACAUGGAUGUUAACUUCCGUUUGUCAGUCUAAGAAACGCCCGUGGUGUCUAUUUAAUGAAUUUUCAAGUCAUCUUUGUUUAAGUUAA